This is a messenger RNA of Topomyia yanbarensis, 1794 nucleotides long. It is a transcript of the gene Kdm4A, whose product is annotated as probable lysine-specific demethylase 4A. Gene Ontology annotation, cellular component: nucleus. NCBI's taxonomy places the organism in Eukaryota, Metazoa, Arthropoda, Insecta, Diptera, Culicidae. Gene Ontology annotation, molecular function: histone H3K36 demethylase activity; histone H3K9 demethylase activity. Bases 65 to 1363 code for a protein of 432 amino acids. The record is from RefSeq and is a predicted model, not a curated record. Gene Ontology annotation, biological process: chromatin remodeling. The transcript has 4 exons.
AGCCAAACUUUGUUGGUUUAGCUCUUUGCUUUGGUUUUGUUUAAAAAAAAAUAAGUGUCCGACGAUGUCUAUCCCCAGGUUGAUGGUCUUCCGGCCAACCUGGGAGGAGUUCCAAGAUUUUCCCGGUUACAUAAAAUAUAUGGAAUCAAAGGAAGCCCACAAAGCUGGCCUAGUGAAGGUGAUCCCACCUCCGGAGUGGAUUCCUCGUAAGCAAGGGUAUGAUUUAAAGAACAUAAAUGUCACUAUUCGGACGCCCAUCUCACAGGUGGUGUCCGGAAUGCAGGGGCUGUAUCAGCAGCUGAACAUUCAGAAGCGCGCAAUGACGGUACAAGAGUUCUACAGCAAGACUCGCCAAGAACGACACGCUACUCCGAAGCACUUCGACUAUGAGGAUCUGGAAAAGAAGUUCUGGAAGAAUGUUACCUACGUCGCACCAAUCUACGGAGCGGAUGUUCCCGGCAGUCUGACUGACACGGAUGUAAAGGUUUGGAAUAUUAACAGCCUGGGAACGAUUCUGGAUUAUGUUAAUGCAGAUUACAACAUAUCGAUAGCCGGGGUUAAUACGGCCUAUCUGUAUUUUGGCAUGUGGAAGACCACCUUUGCUUGGCACACAGAGGAUAUGGACUUGUAUUCAAUCAACUAUUUGCAUUUUGGUGCUCCGAAGACGUGGUAUGCGAUUCCACCGGAGCACGGGAAGAAAUUAGAAAAACUUGCCGAAAGGUUCUUCCCAGCUAAUUAUCAAGAAUGCAAAGCUUUUUUAAGACACAAGAUGACCUUGAUAAGCACGCAGGUUCUGAAGCAAAACGGUAUUCCAUUCAACAAAAUUACUCAAGAACCUGGCGAGAUUAUGAUUACAUUUCCGUACGGGUACCACGCAGGUUUUAAUCAUGGGUUUAAUUGUGCCGAAUCGACCAACUUCGCCACUGAACGGUGGAUUGAGUAUGGCAAGCGAGCAUCGGUGUGCAAUUGCCGUCCAGAUAUGGUAAAAAUUUCGAUGGAGACCUUUGUCAGGAGGUUUCAAUCGGAGCGAUACGAUCGGUGGUUGAAAGGGGUGGAUUAUGGUUAUCACCCGGAGGACCCAAACAAUUACUGUGCUGCCCCAAAACCAAGAUCACUGCCGAAAAACUAUAAAAAGAUGCAAGAUCAAAUCGAGGAACAAAAGCGUGGUUGCGCUCCGAUUAAAGUGGACAAAAAAAAAACACCAAAGAAGGCGGAAAAACCAAAAGAAAAACUAAAAUCCAUUUGGAGUAGAUUGGAAGGUCGUGAAGGAGGAAUUGCGACCAACCUUCUUCUCGAUGGACCGGUCAAAAACACCAACCGAAUUCGUUUUCAAACACGUACCAUACAACUGCUGGAAGAUUGAUAUUUAUUGAACUGAGGUUCAAUGAUCUAAUGCAAGUUUUAGGACAAAUUGUGCAAUUCUGCAAACAAUAGUUUAGCGAAAUAUCGAUUGAUGUUCUCUCGAGUUAAGAGAGUCUAACGCGUUUUAUGCGACGUUGUAACGCGUGAUUAUCAGUUAAGGUUUUAUCGUAAUCGUGUGUGCUCAUAAGCGGACCCUACACGAGCGAAGAAUAUUGACAGUAAAAAUAUUGACAAGACUGCUUCAAUACAUCAAUCCCAUUUGAUUUCUAUAUAAUCAAUAUUUUCAAGAUACCCUUACACCAUCAACAUAUUGAUCAAUAAUCAAUAUUUUGUUGUAAAUAUUCCUACUCGUGUAGGGUCAGCUAUAGAUCUCAAAUCUGAUUUAUUGUGAAAUACGUAGCGGUUUUAUUCCCAAAACGAGUAGUAUUUUAU